Penicillium alfredii is the source of this 381-nucleotide messenger RNA. Its product is annotated as putative vacuolar transporter chaperon Vtc1. The record is from RefSeq and is a predicted model, not a curated record. The coding region runs from base 1 to 381 and encodes 126 amino acids. NCBI's taxonomy places the organism in Eukaryota, Fungi, Ascomycota, Eurotiomycetes, Eurotiales, Aspergillaceae. The transcript is spliced from 2 exons. Gene Ontology annotation, cellular component: fungal-type vacuole membrane; vacuolar transporter chaperone complex.
AUGUCGAGCCAACCUCUUCUCCAGACCGCACCGGGCAAACGCAUCGCCCUCCCCACCCGGGUCGAGCCCAAGGUCUUCUUCGCCAAUGAGCGCACCUUUCUCUCCUGGCUCAACUUCACCGUUCUUCUCGGGGGUUUGGCGGUCGGCCUACUGAACUUUGGCGAUCGCAUCGGUCGCAUCUCUGCCGCCCUUUUCACCGUCAUCGCCAUGGCGGCCAUGAUCUACGCCCUCGUCACCUUUCACUGGCGGGCGCAGACAAUCCGGCAGCGUGGGCAGAGUGGCAUCGACGAUCGCUUUGGACCGACCAUCCUUGCUCUGGCGCUGUUGGCGGCCGUGGUGGUGAACUUUAUCCUGCGGAUUCGAGAUGGCGAGACCAACUGA